GUAGAGUUCCAUGCUCGGUUCUCUCGCUUGUCUUCCGGUCGUGAUAGAAAACAUGGCUGCAGAGGGGGAUGUGGAGUUGGAAUUGGAGAAUGAGGAGAACUGCAGUGAGCGGCCGGCUGAUAAGCCUCGCAAGCAUGACAGCGGGGCGGCCGAUCUAGAGAGGGUGACCGACUAUGCGGAGGAGAAGGAGAUCCAGAGCUCCAACCUGGAGACGGCUAUGUCAGUAAUUGGAGACAGACGAUCAAGAGAACAGAAAGCUAAGCAAGAAAGAGAAAAGGAGCUUGCCAAAGUCACAAUCAAGAGGGAGGACGUGGAGCUUAUUAUGAAUGAAAUGGAAAUCCUUCGAUCAGCAGCUGAACGAAGUUUGAGGGAACACAUGGGAAAUGUAGUAGAAGCUCUUAUUGCUCUCACCAACUGAGCCAGUAAAUGACAUUAAUUAAAGAAAGUCUUCAUCUUUCCUUCAAAUUGGGAACAGGAA
Messenger RNA from Nanorana parkeri, 478 nucleotides. RefSeq names its product huntingtin interacting protein K (gene HYPK). The record is from RefSeq and is a predicted model, not a curated record. Gene Ontology annotation, biological process: protein stabilization; negative regulation of apoptotic process. Lineage: Eukaryota; Metazoa; Chordata; Amphibia; Anura; Dicroglossidae. Bases 11 to 418 code for a protein of 135 amino acids. The transcript has 4 exons.